Patiria miniata (bat star) is the source of this 1179-nucleotide messenger RNA. It is a transcript of the gene styx, whose product is annotated as serine/threonine/tyrosine-interacting protein-like. The coding region runs from base 144 to 773 and encodes 209 amino acids. Gene Ontology annotation, biological process: protein dephosphorylation; regulation of ERK1 and ERK2 cascade; negative regulation of SCF-dependent proteasomal ubiquitin-dependent catabolic process. The record is from RefSeq and is a predicted model, not a curated record. NCBI's taxonomy places the organism in Eukaryota, Metazoa, Echinodermata, Asteroidea, Valvatida, Asterinidae. The transcript is spliced from 10 exons. Gene Ontology annotation, molecular function: protein tyrosine/serine/threonine phosphatase activity; F-box domain binding. Gene Ontology annotation, cellular component: nucleoplasm; cytoplasm.
UUGUCAAAACAAAAAUACUUACAUUUGUACGUUCAAGGAACUGGCUGCAUGCUGAAAUAAAAACGUUAGGCCUAUAUUGUAAAUUGCUCCCUAUGAGUUUGGGUUGAAAAGCUUCGUUUGCCGAGUAUAGGUAUGAAUGAAUAAUGGAUAAGUGUGAAGACAUAAAGUUUCCUGAGAUUCCGAUGGUCCAUGAUGAGGAAAUUGCGGACUGGGUGUACAGUGCAAGGAGGGAGAUGCAGGAGAUCGUGCCAGGUCUUUUCCUUGGACCCUAUGCUGCUGCUACAAAAAGCCAACUGCCAGUCUUGAUGGACCACGGUAUCACGCACAUCGUCUGCAUUCGUCAGGACAUCGAGGCACAAUUUAUCAAGCCCAACUUUCCAGAGCACUUUGAGUAUUUGGUAUUAAAUGUUGCGGAUAAUGCCACUGAAAACAUCAUUUCCCACUUUUCAAAGGUCAAGGAUUUCAUUGACAAGAGCAACCUUUUUGGAGGGAAGGUACUUGUGCAUGGCAAUGCCGGAAUGUCAAGAAGCGCUGCACUUGUCAUUGCUUAUGUAAUGGAAACAUUUGGAUUGGCAUUCAAGGAUGCGGUGCACUAUGUACAGCAGAGACGGUUUUGCAUUAGCCCCAAUGAAGGCUUCAUGAGACAACUAGAGGAAUAUGAGCCUAUUUUUACUGCAAGAUUACAGAUGAUGUCGCAACAGGAAAGACCAGAGACAUCAGGAUUGAAAAGACCACAUGAAGAUGUCGACUAUGAAAUGGCAGAUGGCAGCUGAUCACAUGACUUCGAAUUGUAAAUAGACAACUUUUGGACUGCUGUGGAGUACAAUGUAUCAGUAUGUGAAUCUUGCCAGCUCGUGUUUGUACAGUAAAAGCCUCACCAAAAAAGCUGAGAACUGAAGCAAUUUACUCCACAGUGCACCGCCAAGAACCUAGGCCACUUGAAGUUAGACUGGAAACCUGACUUGAUCACAUACAUUUGUGUAUGUGUAUGUGAGGACAGACACCACCCUAAGUGACUCUGAAACUGGAUCAGCUGCUAUGCUCCUUGACGAUGUCAUUUUACUUGUCGUGUUAUUGGCUGUCUCACACACACAUUUGCCCAAUAUUUUUACAAUUUUGACAAUUGUGAAAAUCUUUGGAAAAAAUGUUGCAACCUGACGCCACUUUUUUCUUCACAUA